Cajanus cajan (pigeon pea) is the source of this 1014-nucleotide messenger RNA. Its product is annotated as Ribosomal protein L3 family protein. Gene Ontology annotation, biological process: translation. Lineage: Eukaryota; Viridiplantae; Streptophyta; Magnoliopsida; Fabales; Fabaceae. Gene Ontology annotation, cellular component: chloroplast envelope; ribosome. Gene Ontology annotation, molecular function: structural constituent of ribosome. The record is from RefSeq and is a predicted model, not a curated record.
GAGAGAGAGAGGAUAAGAGUGAGCUUAGUUGUGUGUGUAUGGCAGUGAGAUAGCGAAGCAGCCAUGUCAAUCUUGUCCAUUUCAUCACCCAUCUACCGUUCUUCCCAUUCCCCAUUUUCAUUUUCAAUUUCAAUUUCAAUUUGCCGCAUGCCAUGUUCUUUGACGGCUCAGGCACUUGUGGGAGGAAGAAAAGGAAGAGCGAAAGGGGUGGUCAUGAGCAUGGAAGCAGGUAUUGGAGUCAUGGCCACCAAAUUGGGUAUGAUGAGUUACUUCCAGCCUGACGGAGAGGUCGUUCCCGUCACUGUGGUCGGUUUCAAAGAAGGCAACAUCGUCACCCAAAUCAAAACUGACGCCACCGAUGGCUACAACGCCGUCCAGGUUGGCUACCGAAGGGUCAGAGACCGCAAAUUGACCAAACCCGAAAUGGGCCAUCUCCAGAAGGUCGGCGCCAUUCCCAUGCGCCAUCUCCAGGAGUUCCGUCUUCAAAGCGUGGACGGCUUCGACCUCAACCAGCGCCUUCUUUUCGAUCAACUUUUCAAUGAGGGUGAUCUUGUUGAUAUCUCUGGCACCACCAUUGGCAAGGGUUUCCAAGGUGGAAUCAAGCGACACAACUUCAAAAGGGGUCCAAUGACCCAUGGUUCCAAGAGUCACAGACAACUAGGUUCCAUUGGUGCUGGAACCACACCUGGUCGUGUCUACAAGGGAAAGAAGAUGCCUGGUAGGAUGGGAGGAACCAAAAGGAAGAUAAGAAAGCUCAAGAUUGUCAAAAUCGAUAAAGAUCUUAACGUCCUCUUGAUCAAAGGCGCUCUCCCUGGUAAGCCAGGAAAUCUUCUGCGGAUAACUCCAGCCAAGAUUGUUGGCAGCAACAUUCCUAAAAAUUAGCCCUCAUACUUCCCACUUUAUGUAUACUAUUGCUUUUUCCAACCCAUUGCCAUUGAGUUUUCUAUAAGCACCUUACGAUUACUACUUCUAGACUUAUUCGGAUUACUGUUUCUUUCUUCUUUCCAAUUCAAA